ACCAAAAACAAAAAAUAAAAAAAAAAAAAUUAAAAAAUGGAGAAAUAUUUCUCUGUAAAUCACGAGAACCUCUUCGUACGCAUCCAUUCUCCAGACCGCCAUUUCCACAAGGCCUAGGUUUUUCCAUCCCAAAAUCCACAUUCCAAACUCUCAUUGUUCGGAUCGAUCCAGAUUCCGUACGUUCAAUUCCAUUUGAAUUUCGAUUUGGAUUUCUCCAAUCUGAUCGAAUAUUCGAUGCUGUAGCAUUCACUUUCGCUUGAAUCCGUUAUUGUAGGGACCAGAUCGGAGACGAGGGAGCCGUGUUAUUCGGUUUCGCUGCCGAGGACAAUUGAUUGUUAAAAUCCUGUUUUUGGUUGGAGAUCGUCAGUGGAUCUGCAUUGCGUUGAUUUUGGCGGUAAUUUGGAGAUUUUGAUGUUUGUGAGAUAUUGGAGAUCUUGAGAGGACGUGGUGAUUUUCGAGAGUCAUUUUGCGAGAUGUCUUCGUUGGCUGGAAUCAGCGAGGAGCUGGCGGAGAUCGAUGGACAAAUUAGUGACAUUUUCCGCGCGUUAUCUAAUGGGUUCCAGAAGUUGGAGAAGAUCAAAGACACGAGUAGGCAGAGCAGGCAGCUGGAAGAGCUUACAGGGAAGAUGAGAGAGUGUAAGAGGCUCAUUAAAGAAUUUGAUAGGGAAGUUAAGGAUUUGGAGAUUAGAAAUGAUCCAGAAACCAACAAGAUGCUGAAUGAGAAAAAGCAAUCAAUGAUAAAAGAGUUGAAUUCGUAUGUUGCUCUUAAAAAGCAAUAUGCAACCAAUCUUGAAAACAAGCGAAUUGAUCUCUUUGAUGCGCCUGCUGACGACGUUGGAGAAGAAAAUGUUUUGCUAGCUUCAUCUAUGACAAAUCAACAGCUAAUGGAUAAUGGAAAUCGGAUGAUGGAUGAGACUGAUCAAGUCAUUGAGAGAUCAAAAAAGGUUGUUCAAGAUACAGUUAAUGUUGGAACAGAAACUGCAGCAGCUCUCAAGUCGCAGACUGAACAAAUGAGCAGGAUUGUUAACGAGCUAGAUUCUAUCCAUUUCUCAAUCAAGAAAGCUUCACAGCUGGUCAAGGAAAUUGGUAGGCAGGUUGCCACUGAUCGGUGUAUUAUGGCCUUGCUCUUCAUUCUAGUCAUUGGGGUCAUAGCCGUCAUUAUUGUGAAGCUUGUGAACCCAAAUAACAAGGACAUUCGGGGUGUUCCUGGAUUGGCCCCACCAGCUCUCACUCGGAAAUUACUUUGGCAUCCUAAUUAAAUCUGGCAGUGAAUUUCCUCAAGAUUUUAUCAGACACAAUUUGAUUGGGUGUAAAAUUAGCGGAGAUUUUGACGCUGUUGGCAUCGCCUGGUAUAGUGAAAAACCCAAUCUGGUUUAAAAGGGUGGAUUCUUUCGACACAGGAAACUUGCUGGAGUCGCUAUAUGAUUAAUCAGCUUUUCAAAAUGCCAGUCUCUUAAACUGCUGUUGUGGCUUGUUCAGUAGCUUCAAUCAGAUAAGGUUUUGUAUGUGAUUUGUUUAUUCUCCACGGAUUAUGAUUAAGAAAAUUACCACUAUUUAGGUGAGGGAAUUCCGAGCGUAAAUACUUGAAACCAAGAUGUUCAUACUCCACUGUAUAAUCACAAUGGUGUGUUUAUUUUUAUUUUUUAGAUUUUGUUUUUCACCAUCAUUUCCAUAGUGAUUUGACAUUAUAGUGUUCA
This is a messenger RNA of Vitis riparia (riverbank grape), 1697 nucleotides long. RefSeq names its product novel plant SNARE 11-like. Gene Ontology annotation, cellular component: late endosome membrane; SNARE complex; Golgi apparatus. Gene Ontology annotation, molecular function: SNAP receptor activity; SNARE binding. The transcript is spliced from 10 exons. The record is from RefSeq and is a predicted model, not a curated record. NCBI's taxonomy places the organism in Eukaryota, Viridiplantae, Streptophyta, Magnoliopsida, Vitales, Vitaceae. Gene Ontology annotation, biological process: retrograde vesicle-mediated transport, Golgi to endoplasmic reticulum; vesicle fusion. The coding region runs from base 474 to 1259 and encodes 261 amino acids.